Apiotrichum porosum is the source of this 2790-nucleotide messenger RNA. RefSeq lists its product as uncharacterized. The record is from RefSeq and is a predicted model, not a curated record. The coding region runs from base 1 to 2790 and encodes 929 amino acids. The transcript has 2 exons. NCBI's taxonomy places the organism in Eukaryota, Fungi, Basidiomycota, Tremellomycetes, Trichosporonales, Trichosporonaceae.
AUGGCCUUGGCCCCCGUGGUUUCCUCGAGGACACUGGACUCCCCGUCCAUAUCCUCUACCUCGGCCAACACACCCGCCCUCCCUCGUGAACACCCGCUCGCAGCCGAACUCGUAUCCCUUCGCCAACAACUCUCCCAGUACCGUCAAGCAGCGCACCAGGCCUCCAUCGAUGUCCAAGGUGUCCGUCUAGAGCUCGAUUUGGCGAAAGAGGAGGCAUCCGGCUUGAGGACUACCAAUGCCGCGCUGGUGGCAGAGGUGGACACGCUGCGCAACACUCCAGAGCCCCCUGCAGCUGCGUCUCCGUCCAACGCACUUGCCGAGCUCUCCCUCGCUCACCGCCGCCUCUCGGCCAAACUCGACUUUACCGAACAGCAGCUCGGAUCCGUGUCCCUCGAGCUCGCCUCGACCAAGCAGGAGCUUCAGCGCGCCCAGCGCGAGCGUGAGGGAGAGCGUGCAGUUCUUGUGGAACUGCGGCGUAUUGAAGAAGACCGCGAGGAAGAGUGCCAGUUUGAGAGGUCGGAACGGAAACGCAUCGAGGAACAAAAGAAGCUGGUCGACCUCGCGCUGCAAGAGUAUGGGGCUCUCGUCAAGCGCCUCGACCCCAGUGCGGUCCCGCCUGCUCUGCCGAAGCGCGCGACCGACAAUGUUCUUCAACAGCCGCCCGAGCUCUCGGCGGCGGCCGCUGACGACGAUGCCCCAGCUGUCCCUCCAAAGGAGGAGGCAGUCGACGCAGUCGAUGCCCUCGAAGAGAUCUCGCUGUCCUCCCCCAUCUCCCCCAAGGUGGACCAAACCCUCGACUUGCCUCCGAGCACAAAUUCAAAGGAGCCCGACUCCAUUACCACUUCGUCUGAAGCCAUCUCCAACCUCUUGAUCGGCCAGCGUGGUGUUCACCGCCUUUUCCGCGACUUUACUUCCGCCCUGAGUUCCAAGGACAAGGAGAUUCACAGUCUCCAGGCCAAGCGCGAGGAGCUGGAACACGCGCUCAGUGUCCUUCGCGAGCAGCUCGAAGCAGAGACUACCGCCCGUGUCGAUGCCCAGGCCGACCGCGACCGUGCCCUCCGCGACGACGCUUCCGCAGCCAAGGUCGUCGAGCGCUACAUGACCUUUUCGCAAAAGGCCCACCAGACGGUCCACAUGCACCUCGGACAACAGCGCCAGCGCGCGGCGUCGACACAGGCGUCCCUCCGUGCCGAGGGUGCGUCCUUCCGCCACCGCAUGAGGAGCGAGGCCGACCGCAGUGCGCGCCUCCGCGCUGCAUGCGAGGAGAUGGCCGACGAGCUGGGUCGCGAGUCGGCUGGACGCAGACGCGAGGUCGCCCUGCGUUUGGGCAUGAUUGCUGCCGAUGAGGCGAGGGCACAGCGUGCCGAGAGUUGGCUCGACCGUGUGCGGCGCGCACGAGAGCAGGCCGAUGGCCCAGCGCCCGACUGGCCUGCGCUCGUUGACGAGGCUCAGGGGAUUCUUGCACCGACUGAGAAGCGUGACCAGGCAAAGGCGCCUGGUGGAUCAGGAUUCCGCGCCCGUUUCCUCCGCCGUAAGAGUGUAAGCAAGCCUGCUGCUACUCCCCCAACAGCUUCGACCGAGGACCAAAGCCUGGCGCGUAUCUUCCUCGCCGAGGAGCUUGUGCAGCAUCUGGUUACCGACCUCCAGAUUGAGACCGAACGCCGUAUCGACCUCGAGCAGCAGCGUGUUGCCUGGUUGGCCAAGGAGGCCGAAGAUGGUGUUCCUGCGGCGAGUGGAGAGCUGGGCGGUCUCGUGUUUGACGUCGAGGACGAGGAUGACGACAAGAAGGAAGAUGCAGAGGUCAAGGGCGACGACACGGACAAGGUCACCACUGCCGACGCCCCCGAACCGCCUACUUCCCCUCCUCCUCCUCCCGAGAUGGAGGACCUCACCAUCCUCUUCGAGGCCCUCGAGUCGCGCUACAAACCUCUUCAAAAGUCGCUCCACGACCAGGCCCACGCCCUCAAGUCGCUUCGCGCAUCCCUACCCGCCGCUCCGGGAAGCAGCAACGGCGCCACCUCCACCAGUACCCCUACUUCGACCUCUGGAACCAAGCGUGCAGCUCUCGGUCGCGCCCUCGCUCUCCGCCCAGCUCGUACUGCCCACGACGACCUUGUUUCCAUCCUUGACGGCUUGCACGAGGUCAUCGAAGACGCUCGCGUCGAUGCCGAGAUUGCCGUGGCCGACGAGGACAGGCAGUUCCACGGCUUUGCCGCCCUCCUCGGUGUCGGUGCCAACGGUGUCGUGCAAGCCAGCUCGGUCCUGCGCGAUGCCCGUGCGUAUGCCGACGCUCGCUCAGGCGACGACACGCCGUUCGCCCGCCUCAACGCUCGUGUCGAGGACAUUGAGAACGACCUCGCGCUCAUCAAGCGGACGCUCCAUGAGGCACACGGUCUCGACGAGCCCGAGGAGGAGACGCCCGCCCCGGGCACCAAGAAGGCGCGCAAAAAGUCGCCAUGGAUCGACAUUCCCCUCCGCACCGUCUCCCCAGCCCCAGGCGGCAACCGCACCAGUACCCCGCAGCCAUCGCUUCUCGCCGCCGCGUUGGUGGAGGACGAUACCGACGACGACAUGCCCAAGCUCACCGCGCCGCGUCCAAGCAUCUUCAGCUCGGUCGGCCAGGUCGGCCGCAGCUUUUCCAGCGGCGUCGUCGGCGCCGCGUCUGGUGUCGCCGGCGCGCCCCGCCGCGUCAGUGAUCUUGCUGGGGGUCUGUAUAGGCCCAAACCACGCGCAACGCCCGAGGAGCAGCCGCUGGCGGAGGAACGUCACGGCGACGAGGAUGUGGAGUAG